Molecule: messenger RNA, 4858 nt
Organism: Myiozetetes cayanensis
Lineage: Eukaryota; Metazoa; Chordata; Aves; Passeriformes; Tyrannidae
Gene: SEZ6L
Product: seizure related 6 homolog like
Biological process (GO): synapse maturation
Cellular component (GO): endoplasmic reticulum; neuronal cell body
Source: RefSeq, a predicted model, not a curated record
CGCCGCGCCCGCGCCCCCGCGCCGGCUCCGCUCCGGCGGCAGCGCCCGCCCCCGCCCCGGCCCGGCCCCGCUCGGCGCGGCGCGGCUCGGCUCGGCUCGGCUUGACGCGGCCCCGCUCCGUUCAGCUCGGCUCGGCUCGGCUCAGCUCUACUCGGCUCGCCCAGCUCGCCCCGGCGCGGAGGCUCCGCCGCGCCCGCCGCAGGAUGCCGGGGCCCCGCGGGCUCUGCCUGCUCGCCCUGCUGCUGCUCGGCACCCCCGCGGCCCCGCGCCCAGACAGUGGAUCAGGGGCGGCGCUGGUCCCUGCCAGCCCAGACCCUCUUGCUGCAGAUGAGCUGGUGGACAAGACGGUCGGUGGAGCUGCAGAGUUCAAGCAUGGCACAGGUUUGGCUGGUGGAGCUGAGGAUUUUGGGCAUGCCAUGGGUUCAGAUGGAGGAGCUGAGGCGCUGGGACAUGCCACUGCCCUCAACCUGCUGCCAGCCACGGAGGAGGGUGCCAAGCCAGCAGCAGAGGAGACAACGUUGCUCAUGCAGAGCCAUGUCCUGCCAACAGCCACCACGGCCCCCAGCACUGAUGCAAAAAAACCUGUCCCUGUUAAGAAAAAGCCACCAACUCUAAAACAAGUAAAUACAGGAAGAAAGCACCCAAGGCUCAAGCCCACUCUGGCAGGGCCCCCUGGGACUGCCUCCCCAUCCAGUACUCUGCGCUCCCGGCUCCCUGCCACUGCCCAAGAUCCACGAGUGCCAGCAGAGGACACAGAGCAGAGCCCCCCCGAGCUGCCCUGGGGGGACCAGGCCACCACCAGCCAUCCCACGCUGCAAAUCUCCCCAUCCACCCUGCCACCAGCUCUGCCUCGGCCCUUCCCAGACAGCACAGGUGAUGCUGGGGAGGUUCCAACCAUGGCUCCCAACAGUGACAGCAUUAUCCCAAUAAACAACGCGGAGAGAGACCUGCACAGCUCUGCAUCAGAGGAGAGCCAAGAAACCACCACAUCUACCAUCAUCACCACCACUGUCACCACCACGGAGCCCACCCCAGUCCUGUGCAGCAUGAGCUUCCACGACCCCGAGGGCUACAUCGACUCCACAGACUACCCCCCACUGCCCCUGCACGGGUACCUGCAGUGCACCUACAAUGUCACCGUCUACACGGGCUAUGGCGUCGAGCUCCAGGUGAAGAGCGUGAACCUGUCGGACGGGGAGGUGCUUUCCAUCCGUGGCGUGGACGGCGAUGCCCUGGUGGUCCUGGCCAACCAGACCCUGCUGGUGGAGGGCCAGGUGAUCCGCAGCCCCACCAACACCAUCUCCGUCUACUUCCGCACCUUCCAGGACGAGGUGGUGGGGACCUUCCAGCUCCACUAUCAGGUGUUUAUGCUGAGCUGCAACUUCCCACGGAGACCUGAGUUUGGAGAUGUCACUGUGAUGGAUUUGCACUCGGGUGGAAUUGCUCACUUCCACUGUCACCUGGGCUACGAGCUGCAGGGUCCCCGGGUGCUGACGUGCAUCAAUGCAUCCCGGCCUCACUGGAGCAGCCCCGAGCCCAUCUGCUCAGCUCCCUGCGGCGGGACGGUCCACAAUGCCACCAUCGGCCGUGUCCUGUCACCCAGCUACACUGGGAACCAGUCCAGCAGCAUGUACUGCGUGUGGGCCAUCGGGGCACCCCCGGGGCAGAAGCUGCACCUGCACUUCGAGAAGCUCCUGCUGACCGAGAAGGACAGGAUGGUGGUGUACAGCGGGGACACCAACCAGUCUGCUGUGCUCUACGACUCCCUGCGUGCGGACAGCGUGCCCUUCGAGGGGGUGAUCAGCGAGGGCUCCUCCAUCAGGAUCGAAUUCCUCGCAGAGGAGCCUGUGGCCGCCACGGCUUUCAACAUCCGCUUUGAAGCCUUUGAGCGGGGUCACUGCUACGAGCCCUACAUCCAGAACGGGAACUUCACCACCUCCGACCCCACCUACAACCUGGGCACCACUGUGGAGUUCACCUGUGAUCCCGGGCACUCCCUGGAGCAGGGCCCUGCCGUCAUUGAGUGCGUCAACAUGCGGGACCCGUACUGGAAUGACACGGAGCCGCUGUGCCGAGCCACUUGUGGAGGGGAACUGACUGCUGUGGCUGGGGUGAUCCUGUCCCCCAACUGGCCGGAGCCCUAUGCAGAAGGGGAGGACUGCAUCUGGAGGAUCCACGUGGGUGAGGAGAAGCGACUCUUCCUGGACAUCCAGCUCCUGAACAUCACCAACAGCGACAUCCUCACCAUCUAUGACGGGGACGAGCUCACUGCCCGCAUCCUGGGGCAGUACGUUGGCAGCAGUGGCCCCCAGAAGCUCUACUCCUCCAGCCCUGACCUCACCAUCCAGUUCCACUCGGACCCUGCCGGGCUCAUCUUCGGGAAGGGGCAGGGAUUCAUCAUGAACUACGUAGAGGUGUCUCGCAACGACUCCUGCUCUGACCUGCCCGAGAUCCAGAACGGCUGGAAGACCACGUCGCACACGGAGCUGGUGAGAGGAGCCAAGAUCACCUACCAGUGUGACCCGGGCUACGACAUCGUGGGGAGCGACACCCUCACCUGCCAGUGGGACCUCAGCUGGAGCAGCGACCCCCCCUUCUGUGAAAAGAUUAUGUACUGCACGGACCCAGGGGAGGUGGAGCACUCGACCCGCCUCAUCUCCGACCCUGUGCUGCUGGUGGGCACCACCAUCCAGUACACCUGUAACCCCGGCUUCGUGCUGGAGGGCAGCUCUCUGCUCACCUGCUACAGCCGCGAGACUGGGACGCCCAUCUGGACCUCACGGCUCCCGCACUGUGUCUCUGAGGAGUCACUGGCCUGUGAUAAUCCAGGACUGCCAGAAAAUGGGUACCAGAUUCUUUAUAAGCGCCUCUACCUGCCAGGAGAGUCCCUGACCUUCAUGUGCUAUGAGGGCUUUGAACUCAUGGGGGAGGUAACCAUCAAAUGCAUCCUGGGCCAGCCGUCCCACUGGAGCGGACCCCUACCCAUCUGCAAAGUGAACCAAGACAGCUUUGAACAUGCUCUGGAAGUAGCAGAAGCUGCUGCAGAGACAUCGCUUGAGGGUGGAAAUAUGGCCUUGGCCAUAUUCAUCCCUGUGCUGAUCAUCUCCCUGCUGCUGGGAGGAGCGUACAUCUAUCUCACAAGGUGUCGGUACUAUUCCAGCCUCCGCCUGCCCCUCAUGUACUCCCACCCCUACAGCCAGAUCACGGUAGAAACAGAGUUCGACAACCCGAUUUAUGAGACAGGGGAAACACGAGAAUACGAGGUUUCAAUAUAAGGACAGUGGUAAGAGAGUCUCCGGCUGCGAACUUAAUGUGCUCUCAUAGAACUUCCUCAGUAACUAAUCCAGAGACCACGUGGAGUUUGGUUGGACCCCCGGACCUGCUGUUGUCUUUCCUUUUGCCUCUUUAUUGAAGAUUUUACUGUUUUCUUCACUGUAUUUAUUCUAUUUAAACUGCGAUAGGUGUGCUGCCAAGCCCUGGGCACAGGCAGCAGCGGGAGCCGGGGCAGAGCUGGGUCCUGGUGAGGCCAGGGGGGCACGGGGGCACCUGCUGUGUCCCCCUUCAUGGCGGAGUGUCCCCUGGCACUGCCCACACACGCAGGGGGAUUUUUGCAGUUCUGGUGUUGUUAAAAAUUAAAGAUGUCUCCAUUGCAAGAGCCUGCGGUUGAUUGCUGGGAGCUGAGGUAGUGCAGGGUCCCCUGCAGGGUCCCAUCCUGCAGCUCCCAGCUCCCCAAGUAGGACCCUCACCCAGGGGCUCGGGUGGCACCGGUGCAGGGAUCAUCCUUGCUGCAGGGCUCAGGAAAGCUGUCGUCCAGGGAGCCGGGACAGCCUGGCACUCGUGAGGCACAUGCUGCGUUCUUGUCCCACUUUGCGUUGGAUGUGGAGAGGCAGCGAGCCAGGACUCACGGAGCGAUGCUCUGCAGAGAAGCACCAAGCAGUGACCCCAGGUUGCCAGUCCAACAGGGUGGGCAGCCCUGGAAGCCACCCUGCAGCGAGCAGAGCUCUGCAGCCAGUGCCUCUCUGCUCACACCAGUUGUUCCUCUCCAGCAGCACCUCCAGUCACCCUGCCAGGAACACCCCGACCCGGUAAUGGCCUGAGGCCACCCCUUGCCCCCCCAGCAGCAUCUCAGGGUAAGCAGGAUGGGCUGGGCUCCCUGUCACCGCUCCUUCCACUGCAGGAGGGUCCACAGCUGACCCUGGCGUCCAGAGCUGGAGAAGCACAUCCCACCCAGAUCAGCACCUGGCUGGGUCUCACAGCUGGGCAGGAGAUGGAGAGGGGCAGGGGAUGAAGAUGGAGGUAUAUUGGGGAUGGAAGGCAGAUGGGAUGCAUGGGGGCUCUGACACAGUAGACCAGCUCGUGGGGAGGAGAACCGCCCCUCAGAGCUGAUCCUGAACCCCAGUUCCACCCUUGGCAUGCCCUGUGCUCCUCCAUCACCCAGCCAGGGCCACCCUGUCUGCAGGGACACAGACCCCAAAAGGACAGCCUGUCCCCAUGCCCCCCAAUGCCACAGCCCCCAGCCAGCCCCUGGGGAGGGCAGCAAGGCCACCACCACAUCCUCAGCUGCCAGUGUCCUUCUUUUGUCCUUGUAGAAUAAUCACAACCACGGGAGGCUGGGUUAGCUUGGGGUGGUAGUGCAGCUCUGCAGUGUACAGCUGGGAUUUGGGGUUUUUCCUUUAAAUACAACGAAUGUGUGUUUGUAAUUUGUAAAGGUUAAAAAAAAAAAAAAAAAGAGGAAAAAAAAAAGAAAAAAAAUGUGCCAAAAAUGUACGAAGCAUUUCAUUUCCCUUCAUACAUGUCUGUUUUUAUAAGAACAAUGUGAAAAUUGCUGGGAUUAAAUAUUUUUGAACAUGAUAAAGUA